Molecule: messenger RNA, 2879 nt
Organism: Stylophora pistillata
Lineage: Eukaryota; Metazoa; Cnidaria; Anthozoa; Scleractinia; Pocilloporidae
Product: adhesion G protein-coupled receptor D1-like
Biological process (GO): G protein-coupled receptor signaling pathway; cell surface receptor signaling pathway
Cellular component (GO): plasma membrane
Molecular function (GO): G protein-coupled receptor activity
Source: RefSeq, a predicted model, not a curated record
UUCCCGUAUCAUAUGCCAGAGCUGAGUAAACUGCUGCUUCUGGCUGAAAACAACACUAGGUGACUGACCUUUAACUAUUCCUGAAAAGAAAAUUCUCCCAGCCUUGCAUUUAUAUUGGUAAAAUAUAUUUUGAACUGAUUUACAGCUGCUGUAAAGUUGUCAGAAGGUUGCGUUUGGUUCAGUGGACAGGAACUCGUCUCACACAACGGAAAGAAAUGAUGACGACGAGAUGCUGCCACUUGUUGGGAAUACUCCUGUUAUCAAUAACUCUGUUGAGCCUGGGGGGUGAUGCUUGUGAAAAAAUUCAUUGUACAUCAAGUUGUGAUAGUGGCAAUCAUUGCAGUCUCAUUAGUAAUUGGACCGGUUAUUCUUGUUAAAUGGAUUGCAGCGGGUCACGGUGUCAAGAGGGGUGCGACCAGGAAGUUAAAGUUUGUAAACUGAAUCUAACAUGUAGUGGAGGGGAUUGUGAACAAUUUUGCUAGGCUAAAGCAUGUGAUCUGAAAUGUAGCGGGAAAAAUUGCAAAAAACAGGAAUGCUCAGAACAAGUACACAAUUGCACAAUGGAUAUGGGAUGCAACGAGGGGGAUUGUGAACAGAGUUGCAAGGCUGAAAAAAUAUGUGAUCUGAAAUGUAGCGGGAAAAGUUGCAAAAAACAGGAAUGCCGAAAAAAAGUAGACAAUUGCACAAUGCAUAUGAUAUGCAACGAGGGGGAGUGUGAACAGAGUUGCAAGGCUAAAACAAAAUGUGAUCUGAAAUGCAGCGGGAAAAGUUGCAGAAAGCAGGAAUGCUCAGAACAAGUAGACAAUUGCACAAUGGAUAUGGGAUGCAACGAGGGGGAUUGUGAACAAAUUUGCAAGGCUAAAAAAAACUGUGAUAUGAAAUGUUUUGGAUGUACACAAAGUUGCAAGGCUUCCACAUGUCGCAUGACUAAAACCUGGCCAAACAGUGAUCAGGAGAAGUUUAUAUGCUCUGGAAAUGGUCAAUGUUGCAGACGUUUUACAACGACCUAUGACACAUCGUCUCUCAAGACGAUGGCCUUUAGUACCAAAUGUAGCGGACAUAAAAGCUGCGCCUGUACCAAGUAUUCAAAAAAUCUCCUCAGCACUUCAAAUCUAAACACGUCAAACGUCGUUACAUCUACCAAAGCUAAAUAUACUCGAGUUUUUGCAACCAACACUCCAGCAGGACAUGGAACAGAAGCUUACACUUCGCAACGUACAUUGAUGCAAUCACCGUCAUCAUUAAUCUCACCAUCCCCAUUACCAUCGUUAUCAUCAUCAUGCUCAUCAUUAGUGGCAACAGUACCCGCAGAAACAUCAGCGUCUUCCUUUACACCAUCAUUGUCAUCGUCUUUAUCAUCAAAACCAGCAGCAGUGUCAUUAGAAGAAGCAUCAUCGGAUGUAGCACCGUCAUUAUCGUCAUCAUCGUUAUCGCCGCCAGCAGCAUCAAAAUCAGCUGUUUCAGCUUCGUCAAUAUCAUCUUCAUCUUCAUCACCAUCUUCAGUAGCAGCCGCUUUAGUAUCAACAUCAUUGUCGGCAUCAUCAUCAGCCGCACCAAAUGAUUCUUUUUCUGGAAAAGAUGGAAUAGAAAUUGGUGGAAACAGUUCCUCGACGAAUACUCAUAGGAAACUCAAAUCUUUUGUUUUACUUACGCGGGUGCAAACUUUAACAUAUUAUUUUAACAAAAACUGUUUCAAGCUGCUACAGGAGGCUAUAAAGGUUUUUGAAGACUUCAUCACCAGUAUUCAAACCAUCCCAAAACGCAAAGAGGAGAUCGAAAUUGAAAGAAAAUCCAUUUUCAAUGCAGCAGUCGCCUUGGAGAAAUCUGCCCUUGAUUAUGGCAAAUACCACUUGACUGAAGGAAAUUCUUCAGUGGAGAUCAGUAGUCACAAAUUAGUGUUGGCUAUACAAAAAGCCUACCGAAAAAAUGCAAGCGACUUCUACCUUGGAAGACAAGAACUGCAAGCGAGCAUGAAAUUAUCCUCCCUAAAUUUUGUAAACAACGUAUCAGUGGUUGUUGGGAUCCUUUACAAGGAUCUUCAUGAAGUAUUAUCUAUAGAUCAACCCUUCACAAUCAAAACAGGCAACACAAGGUAUUUGGACUCUGGAAUGAUGGCGGUGUCUACCGACCCAAAACCAGAAAAAAUACAAGAGAAUGUCACCUUAAAUUUCAGGAACCUGAAUGUCCAUGAAGGCGGGAGGAAAUGUAUGUUCUGGAGUGGCUUAAAUGAAAGUUCAGGUGGAUUAUCAGCGAGAGGAUGCUAUGUAGUUGCAUCAGAAAGCAACUCAGAAGAAACAGUUUGCAGCUGCGAUCAUCUGACUCAUUUUGCUGUCUUAGUUGACUACAAUGGCAGCCCAGGGCUCACAGAGGAGGACGAAACCAUUCUGGAAAUUAUCACAUACGUGGGAUUAAGCCUUUCUAUCCUCGGGAUAUUUCUCACCAUUAUUCUAUAUUCCUUUCUCACAGACAUAUGGCAGCCUCUGUCUCAAAUACGUUUAAGUCUUUCUGUGGCACUCGGAACUGGACAAAUAAUCUUUCUCGCUGGUAUAAACGCCACAGAAAAUACGACUUCCUGUAUCAUAGCAGCAGCUUUUCUGCAGUAUUUCCUGAUGGCCGCCUUCUGUUGGAUGUUUGUUGACGGAAUUUACUUCUACCUGUUUCUUGUGAAAGUUUACAACGUGAACACCAAGAUGCACAUGUAUCACGUCAUAUCAUGGGGUUUGCCAAUAAUCAUGGUGGUCAUUUCACUUAGCAUAGCGUCUGGAAAAGAUGGAAUUCAGAGUUUUACAAGUGAAAAAUAUUGCUGGCUGUCCUCGACUAACAGCCUGAUCUGGAUCUUCGUGACAUUUGUGGCUUCCGUUGAAGUUGUGAGUCUGUGA